Dibothriocephalus latus is the source of this 1613-nucleotide messenger RNA. The record is from the annotation of a GenBank genome assembly. Lineage: Eukaryota; Metazoa; Platyhelminthes; Cestoda; Diphyllobothriidea; Diphyllobothriidae.
UUGCUAUGCUAUCCAUUCAGCUCAAUUACCUUAUCGAAAACGAAGAACUUGUCACCAACAGUGUCAUUCGCGUGAAAAGAUAUGUCUGUAACAACGUCCAACAAGACAAGUUAGUCCUUCUACUUCCUGCUAUUUCAUCCCCGCAAGCACCGUUUAAGCAGGUCCCUACAAAUGUCGGAGUACCCAGUACGAUAACCAGUAUACCAGGAACCUCAAAAACACCUCCCAAGUCAUCUUCUUCGUUCGAUCCCUCCACAUCUGGAACUCCGGGAUCUGGCACUGAACGCAUCUUUCCAAUCGCAAGUCUUAAUCCUUACCAGAGCCGCUGGACCAUCCGUGCGCGCGUAUCUCAGAAGGCAACUAUUAGACCAUGGAACAAAAAUGGCCGCGAGGGAAAACUUUUUAGUUUCACCCUCUUGGAUGAGAGUGGAGAAAUCCGAGUGACUGCAUUUAAUGCUGAGGUCGACAAGUUUUAUGACCUUAUUGAGGUCCAAAAGGCUUACUUCAUCAGCAAGGCUACCCUAAAGCCUGCCAACAAACAGUACAACACCACCAACAAUAACUACGAGAUGACACUUAUCAGUGAUACGAAAAUCACGCCCUGCGAAGAUGGCGACGAUGCAGGAGUUCCAGAUUUGCAGUUCAACUUCACGGAAAUCAGACAGUUAGAGUCCUACAUUCUUGGCAUCGCACAUGAAACAGGUGAAUUGCAAUCGGUAACCGUGAGAGCAUCCCAGCGUGAGUUGCAAAAGCGUGAUAUCAGCCUAGUCGACGCCUCAGGCUGUUUAGUUCGCCUCACCCUCUGGGACACCCAAGCGACCGAAUUUGACGGCUCCACAAACCCCGCUGUGGUUGUCAAGUCCGCCAAGAUCUCCGAUUUCAAUGGUAGAUCGCUCUCGACCACUUGGCAGUCCUCCCUCCUGAUUGCUCCUACCAGUAUACCCGAAGCGCGUCGUCUGAAGAACUGGUACGAACGAGAGGGUCGGACGGCCAACUUUGAGACCUAUGAAGGCGAAAUGGGCGGACUCGGCUCUGCGGGCGAAAGCCACGGUCUAAACCAGCUCUCUGAGCUUGCAGUCCCUGGCGUCGGCACCAACCCCAAGGGGGACUACUUUACAUGCAAGGCUACAGUAUCCUUUCUGAAGAAGGAGAACUUCAUAUAUAAGGGCUGUCCCACCGACGGUUGCAAAAAGAAGGUUAUCGAUAUGGGCAAUGGUCUCUACAGGUGUGAGAAGUGCGCCCGUGUAACUCCCACCUUCAAAUGGAAGUUCCUUCUUAUGGCCAAAAUUGCUGAUAUUAGCGGUGAACAGUGGAUCACCUGUUUUCAGGAAACGGCAGAAGUCCUUCUUGGACGAACCGCCGAUGAUCUGGGUGCAAUGAAGGAUGCUCAGGAUGAAAGUCAGUUAGAUGGGGUCUUCGUGGCGGCAUCUUUCAAAUCAUGGAUUUUUCGACUUCGUGCCAAAAUCGAGAAUUUCAACGACGAGUCAAGGCUACGGAUUGUAGCGGUGGAGGUGAAACCAGUGAUGUAUACAGACUACGCGAAACAGCUACAGAAAUCGAUAGACGCCCUCAUUCCCAGCCUGCCCGCUGAGCUGACAUCCGAUGAGUCCUAA